GCCCUCAUCCCCCGACCAUGAGUUCACCAAGCUACUCUCCUCCUGAUGAAGAGGAGGAGGAGGUCUGCUGGACGGAGAAAGAGGGUCUGUGGCUGAAUGUUGUCGUGAAAGAGGAGAAUGAAGAGGAGGAUGUUACAGUAACAAAAGUAGAGGAAGUGCAGGUUGUUACAGUGAAAGAGGAAGAGGAGGUUACUGUUUUGGGAGUGAAGGAGAAGGGAGAGAUAACUGUCACAUUGGACGAGGAAGAGACAGGAGGUCGGAUUAACACCAGAGAGAGACGUGACUACCGUGGAUCCUCUGGGGAUCCUCAACAACAUCAUGAUGCUGUGGAGAAAGUGAAGAGUCUCUCCACAUCCAGAUCAAAACACCUGAAGAAACACCAGCGGAGACCCAAAACGAAAACUCACUGCUGCUCUGACUGUGGGAAGAGUUACUUAAGAUCAGAUUCACUGAAACUACACCAGAGAAGUCACACUGGAGAGAAACCUUUUUGCUGCUCUGACUGUGGGAAGAAAUUCACCUCCUCGGCAGACCUUAAAAGACAUCAGAGAAUCCACACAGGAGAGAAACCUUUUAGCUGCUCUGACUGUGGAAAGAGUUUUGUUUCGUCAGGACAUUUAAAAUCUCACCAGAGAACACACAAAGUAGAGAAACCCUAUAGCUGUACUCAAUGUGGGAAGAGUUUUACUCACUCAAGCAGCUUGAUAGUACACCAGAGAACACACACAGGAGAGAAACCUUAUAACUGUGAUCAAUGUGGGAAGAGUUUUCUUUCAUCUGGUCGUCUGACAAUACACCAGAGAACACACACAGGAGAGAAACCUUACAGCUGUGAUCACUGUGGGAAGAGUUUUACUACAUCUAGCCAGCUGACUUUGCACCAGAGAACACACACAGGACAGAAUCCUUAUAGCUGUACUCAAUGUGGGAAGAGUUUUACUCAGUCAAACAGCCUGGUAUCACAUCAGAGAACACACACAGGAGAGAAACCUCAUAGCUGUGAUAAAUGUGACAAGAGAUACUCUGAUAAAAGAUCUCUGAUAAAACAUCAGAAAAUACAUAGUUGAAGAAGUUGUUUCAUGAUAUAAAUGAAAUGAUGUCACAAUGUAGAAUGUUUUAACAUUGUAGAGGGAGUAUUUUCAUGAUGUCACAAUGUAGAAUGUUUUAAGAUUGUAGAGGAAGUAUUUUAAUGAUGUCACAAUGUAGAAUGUUUUGACAUUGUAGAGGAAGUAUUUUAAUGACGUCACAAUGUAGAACCCUAAAUGUUUGUCCUCUGUUCUAUUGAUUUCAACAUGAUAUGGAUAUUAGCCUCAGGGGGGAAAUCUAGGCCUGAAUUGGUCACAAAAAGUGACUAACAAAAAAAUAGUUGUUCCACUUACCACGUUGGUGACCCACCUCACCCCAAAAUGUCAUUAAAAAGAUGCCCGAAGACCAAUAUAUGUUCGGUUGAAAGUGAAAGUUGAGAUGUCUUUUCAGGUCGCUUUUUUUCAAUGACUUGAAAACAACUUAAUUUCAACGUACUUGCAGCCUGGACGCAGUAUAAUAAAUUGAGUCUAUAAUCAAUUUUAUUAACAAUCUGACAUCACUCCAGUAUGUUUUGACAACAUUCAAGUGCUAAUGGUCUUUAUUCCACUACUGAAGAAGCAAGAAGCAAAUCACCUCAUAUUUCAAACAUUCAGCCUGACAAAAUAUACAUGUUUUAUUAUUCCAUGCCUCACCAUUAAGUGAAGUAUUGCCAAUACAUAUUAACAAAGCGGUGUACAUUUGGUUUUGAUAAUUCAUAUUUACAAUUAUGUAACAUUUAGUAAUCAUAGUUAUUCAUGCAACCAACUGACAGUUGGAGGUGUGAUGUAGUUAAGGGAGAUGGAGGUGUGUUCUUGUGGGUCUGGGCAGGUUUGAUGUAGUUAAUGGAGAUGGAGGUGUGUUCUAGUGGGUCUGGGCAGAUGUGAUGUAGUUAAUGGAGA
This is a messenger RNA of Oncorhynchus gorbuscha (pink salmon), 1964 nucleotides long. Its product is annotated as gastrula zinc finger protein XlCGF17.1-like. The transcript is spliced from 2 exons. NCBI's taxonomy places the organism in Eukaryota, Metazoa, Chordata, Actinopteri, Salmoniformes, Salmonidae. Gene Ontology annotation, molecular function: DNA-binding transcription factor activity, RNA polymerase II-specific; RNA polymerase II cis-regulatory region sequence-specific DNA binding. Bases 18 to 1067 code for a protein of 349 amino acids. Gene Ontology annotation, biological process: regulation of transcription by RNA polymerase II. The record is from RefSeq and is a predicted model, not a curated record. Gene Ontology annotation, cellular component: PcG protein complex; transcription regulator complex.